This is a messenger RNA of Drosophila eugracilis, 337 nucleotides long. RefSeq lists its product as uncharacterized. The coding region runs from base 19 to 195 and encodes 58 amino acids. Gene Ontology annotation, biological process: mitochondrial respiratory chain complex IV assembly. Lineage: Eukaryota; Metazoa; Arthropoda; Insecta; Diptera; Drosophilidae. Gene Ontology annotation, cellular component: mitochondrial inner membrane. The record is from RefSeq and is a predicted model, not a curated record. The transcript has 2 exons.
CGAGCAACUCAGGUCUAAAUGGCAGUUCUACGUGGAUGGAGAUUCGUUGGCUUCGUGUCCUGCAUCGUUGGAGCUGUGGGAUUAACCCUAUAUCCUGUGAUUAUAGACCCCAUGCUGAACACCGAAAAAUACAAAACCCUGCAGGAAUACAGCAAGAUAAAAAGAGAUGAACUGCAACAUGUUAAAAGGCAGUAAAAAUACCGAUUACAGCACUUUAAUUAAGAACCCAAAUAUGUGUAUUUUUGUUUACAUGAUAGCGCACUAAAAUGUAAAUAUUCUAAGCCUUUUAGAAAUACAAGAAAGUCUGUUCGUCGUUUAGCAGCAUGAACUAAGUCAA